ACAGCGCUGGCGCAGACGUGGCACAGCGUUACGCUGAGGUGGUCUUCUUCCAUUCAGUUAGCGUGAAAGUAGCAUAGCAGUGCUCCAGUUGAACCCCAGGGACAAUACGUGCCCAUUCAGACACAACAAUGAUUCGGAUAGCCGCAUUCCUCACGCUGCUGGUAGUCUUCUGCUCCGGAGAGAGUUGCACAGACCCAAUCAUCACUCCGUCGGCCUACACCACUUCUGACGCUGUCAUCUCGUCAGAGUCCGUCUUCAUCGUUGAACUGAGCCUGACUUGUGCCAACGGAGCCCAGAGUGUGACUCUCUAUGCUGAUGUCAAUGGAAGACAGUUCCCUGUGACUAGAGGCCAGGAUGUUGGCAAAUAUCAGGUUUCAUGGAGUCUUCCUCACAAGCAGGCCAGCUCUGGAACAUAUCAGGUCAAAUUUUUUGAUGAGGAAUCUUACAGUGCCCUGCGUAAGGCCCAGAGAAACAACGAAGAUGUAAAUGCCAUUCAGCCUCUCUUCUCUGUCAACAUUGACCAUAGAGGAGCAUGGAGUGGUCCAUGGGUGUCAACUGAGGUGGUGGCUGCCCUGGUUGGUAUCUUGGUCUACUACUUGGCCUUCACUGCUAAAAGCACCAUCCAGGCAUGAACUGAUACACAAUCACCUUUUGAUCACUGGAUCUUGAAAGACUGAAUUCUGGUGGAGCUCAGCUACCAACCCAUCGUGAACCUACAGGAUUUUGCCACUCUGUCUGAUUUGGGGCAAAAAGCAAAAGUAGCAGUCUUUUUUUUUUUUUUUUUUUUUCUUCAGACUGUGUCUCUGCAACUAAUUAUGACCAGUUUUCAGAUUAUUUUUGAAUAAUAAUCGUUGUCAAUGGAUUGUUUUUUUUCUUCUUUUUUUUUAUUGUCAGACCAAUAACCUGGACUUUUAGGGCUUGUUCGGUAUUCAGCGCUGCCUAAUAGAUGUUGAUUCAUCCGGACUAGAUCACACGUCUGUGUGGGUUCACUUGCCAAAGUGGAACUUGUAGAGAUGUUUUGAGCAACAACCGAGUUAGGCCUUCCAUCCGCAUGUUAUUAUGUGACAAUGCUGGCUGGCUUGAACAGGCCUUUAUAGGCAUGUUCCUCCAGGGAAAUAAAUAAAUGGUUUGUUCUAUUUCCAGUGUAAUGUGUUGGUUCUGCUCACCGAUAAAUUCCUUUUUCUCCAAGGUGGACAGGAAAAUGUAUGGUGUUCUACAUAAACAUCCUGUAAAGUUUCCUUUUUUUAAAUUAGUUGUUUGCCAAAUUUAAAUUGUCAGUAACAGUUCCCUGAACUCAUCUAAAUCAAGCCGUAGCCACAUCCAAGCAGAUUUAUAUUUCAGACUAAUUGCAACAGAGAUGUAAACUAAAGAACCACUUUUUAUUAUUAUUAUUAUUUUAUUUAUUUAUUUUUAUCAAUUUCAACUAUGAUUCCGAAGAAUUUUGGCAAAGAUUUAUUCCUACUUUAUAAAUGGAAUAUGUUUAAAUACUUAAAGGUCUGGGGAAAAAAUCAGUUGUUGCUGUAAACCUACAAAGCUUAAAUGAGGCUUUAAUAUCAUUGUACAGGAAACUGUAUAAUAUUAAAAUGCCACAACUGAACAUGCAAAUUAAAGACAAACACAAAAUAAAACACAAGAUAAAAGGCACAAAGAAGUGUCACAAUCUGACAAAAAUAAUUAAAAUGUAUUAAAAAGCAGUGUAAUAAAUAGAGAAUAAAUAAUAAAACUUAUAAAUCAGACUUAUUGUCAUUAUACAGGAAACUGUACAAUGAUAUUAAAAUGCCAGAACUGAAGGUACAAUAAAAACUGAUAAUGUAUAUUCUUCCUGAUGGCAGCAGACUGAACAGAGGGUGUAGCUGAAAUUUACUCGGACGUGAUGGAUAGUUAAAUAGCCUCUGUACUUGUGUUUCCUCUCAGACUUCAGUAGUGUAAUGCCACCAGUUGAACACACUGGGGCAUCUCUGUUCUGCUUUUUAAGUCUCAACAGCAUACAUAUGAUAGUUGCAGGUUGAGAAUAAGCCGUUGCUAAUGUAAUGCAACACAAUGCAUAAUGUACUCGUUCGUCUUUUCCUCUUCAUUUUUUCACCUUCAUAGGUGCUUAAAGCAAACUUGUGCUGAUGUGAUCUAGUUAGUUGUAAACUUAUGUCUAUCUCUGUUGGUGUCCCAAAUCCAUGUUUGCUUUCACUGCUCAGCACGGACAGCAUGCAUUUCUCAUUUGGCCCCAUGAGACCAAUGUAAACAUUAUACACUGGGUAACAUGACCUCCUGGCAUGAAUACUGUGCUGUAAAAGAACACAGGAUGUUUAUCAGAUGUCUGCUUUUCUGCGGCUUUGUCAUCAUGCACAUACACACACCUUUAACAUAAACGCAUCUCAGACGAUGUCUUCUAGCACAUACAGUCAAGGAGAUAAUAGAGAGAUGUUAGUAAUUCUGAGAAAACAUGAGCUGGAUUGAAUCCAGAUACUCUCCCACGGAGUCACCUAUUGGUCCGUGGGAAGAGAGGGAAUGGCUGGAUGGAGGGAUAUAAAUGGAACGAACAAACAAACAUUCAAAAACCACAAAAUCAGUGCUGAAAUUAGACUCUUCCUCUUUUUUGUUGUGUGAUGCAUUUCGGAGUGAUUAACUGCAACCUUUGUGCACAUAAAUACAGUUAUAAAAUGAAAUAUAAAGUAACUUUAUUCUUCCAAUGAUUAUUGUUUCGACUCCAAGCCCCACUUCUAUUUGAACAGUUACACAACACACAGCUUUAACUGCAGGUUGGUAAUGCAAAGAUUUUGCAAACUUAUGAGCUAAUCUUUAUUUUUAUUGCACAAUACAACAUUUUACAGUGUAGUAAGUGACUGUAGAAGAGGAUCACAUGGAAGAGUGGCCCCUUUUCAAUUUAAUAACUAAAGUAUUGAAAAUGUGCCAGGUUUUCUUCUGUAAACGUACACAUUUAAUAUUUUUAUUGAGGGCAGCUCAGUCUAAAUGCAGCACAAAUUUGAAGAUCUGGUUGUAACUAUCAGAGUUAUUUUUGUA
Melanotaenia boesemani (Boeseman's rainbowfish) is the source of this 3015-nucleotide messenger RNA. RefSeq names its product signal sequence receptor, delta (gene ssr4). The transcript is spliced from 6 exons. NCBI's taxonomy places the organism in Eukaryota, Metazoa, Chordata, Actinopteri, Atheriniformes, Melanotaeniidae. Bases 129 to 632 code for a protein of 167 amino acids. The record is from RefSeq and is a predicted model, not a curated record. Gene Ontology annotation, cellular component: endomembrane system; endoplasmic reticulum; membrane.